Molecule: messenger RNA, 4506 nt
Organism: Strongyloides ratti
Lineage: Eukaryota; Metazoa; Nematoda; Chromadorea; Rhabditida; Strongyloididae
Product: Girdin
Exons: 7
Coding region: 1-4506 (1501 amino acids)
Biological process (GO): cytoskeleton-dependent intracellular transport; cytoplasmic microtubule organization
Cellular component (GO): centrosome; cytoplasm
Molecular function (GO): dynein light intermediate chain binding; microtubule binding
Source: RefSeq, a predicted model, not a curated record
AUGAAUGAAGAAGUUUUUUGGGGUGGUUGUUUAGCCGAGUGGAUUAAAGAUUUGUUAGCUGGAGAAGAACCACUAAUUCCAGUAAAUACAUUAAAAAUUGGUUAUAAUAUUGAUAAUGAAAAUACUAUACAAAAUAAUUUUAAAAGAAUUGAAUUACAGUAUAAAGAUCUUUGUGAUGGAUUUCUUCUAAAUUUAGUAUAUUUUUAUGCUGACUCUGACUCAAUUGACUUUAAUCUUAUUAAUAAUUCUAAUUUGGAAAUUCGAGAUUUUACUGGAAGAUUAAAAUAUCUUAAAGUUUUAUUAAGUAAUCUUUGUCAAUUUUAUGAAAAUCGACUUGGUAGAGUGAUUGUGAUGUCACUACCUGAUUUAAUAUCAAUAGCCAGAAAUCCAUCAACAGAUCAAUCAGGACAUGAAAUGAACAAAUUAUUGUUUCUUCUUUUUGGAUGUACAGUUCAAUGCGAACGAAAAGAAUAUUUUAUUGGACGAUUCAAAUCUAUGAGCUGUGAUCUUCAAAAUGCAUUAUUAUCAGAGAUUAAAAAGAUUACUGAUGAUGCUGAUUAUACAAUGGAUAUAAAUUCUUUACAAUUAUCACAUGAUGAGGAACAUUUUUAUGCUUUAUUACAAAAUUUUCAAAAAAUUAUGAAAGAGAGAGAUUCUUAUGCUAAGGGUAUAUUGGAAUUAGCAUUAGAUAUGGAAUCUGAUACAUCAUCCUCAACAAAUGCCUCUAUUGGUGGAAAUGUUUUAACAUACUCAUCAACAACAUCCUCCUAUAAUUCUGUUAAAAAUAUGAAUGAUUUAUCUGAUCGUGGUAGUACCAGAACUCCAUCUCCAACUGCCUUUGAAAGAAGUGAAAAUCUUAAAAUUACAGAAUUAAAUGAUGAAAAUAGAAAACUAAAAGAUACUAUUUAUGAGAGAGAUGACACAAUUGCAGGUCUUAUGGAUAAUUUAAAAAUAAAAGAAAAAAAAUUAACUAAAUAUGAGGAGGAACUUAAGAAAUUGUUAAAAGAUUCAGUCACAGCACAACAAUGGCAAGAUGAGGCACAUUGCCUAAAACAUCAACUUUUAGAUGCUGAAAGGAAGAUGAUUGAUUAUGAUAAUAUGAAAAAAAAACUUUUAGAUUAUGAAUUUUAUAAAAAUAGAAUGAAAGAUUUAGAAAAAGAAGUUACUACAUUUAAUGAUAAUUUAAAAUUACAAAGAGAAAAAGAGGAACAAUUAAAGAAUAAAGUUAAUCAAUUGUUAAUUUUUGAAAAACAAUCCUCUGAACAGGAGGCUAUUAAUAAAGAGUUACAAACAGACUUGGAAAAAGAAAGAGAAAAUUCCAAGAAUUAUAUGAUGGAGAAUCAUAAAUUAAAAUGUCAAAUUGAAACUUUAGAGCAAUUAUAUACAGAGACACAACAACAAUUAGAAUUAAAUAAUUCAAAUUGCCUUUCGAAGGAGCAUACACUAAGUUUGGCUGAGGAGAUAGAAUAUUGUGAGAGGCCCAAGAUUGCUGAACUUAUAUUUGAAAAUCAAAGUUUAAAAAAUCAAUUAGAAAAUUCUUUUAAUUUACAAAAUGAGACAAAUCGCCAAUCUGACAUCUGUACAAAACUUGAAAAUGAAAUUGAAAUGUACAAAAAACAGUUAGCUGAAAAAGAAAAAGUACUUUUAGAAAUUAAACAAACAUUAAAUACAGAGGAAGAAAAUAGGCAAAAACUUUUAAAAGAAGUUGAGGAACUUAGAGUUGGUAAGGUUACUUUAAGCGAGGUCCUUGAAGAUACCAAAAAACAAUUAAAUGAUAUUCGGAAUGAGUAUAAAAUUGAAAUUGAGUCAAAAAUUAAUAAUGAUAUUAUUGAAUUAAAGAAUACUUUGGAGGAAAAAGAAAAGAUAAUUUCUGAUAUUAAAAAUGAGAAAGAUGCAAUUGAAAAUAUAUUAGAAGAAGUUAAAAAUGACAAGAAAAGGCAAAAGCAUGAGUUGGAUGACUUAAAACAAAUUAUAGAUAAAAUAAGUGUUGAUAACUCAAAUGUUGUUAGGGAGAAAAGAACUUUAGAAAAUGAGAGAAAUGUCUUUAAGAUGAAAUUAGAAAAUUGUGAGGAGACGAUAAAUAAAUUGAAUUUGAAAUGUUAUGAAAUUGAUAAUUUGUCAAGAAAAUUAAAAAUUAAUGAACAAAAUUUGACUGAGAAAUGUUUUAUUCUCUCAGAGGUGGAGUCAGAAAGAGAUUCCCUAAAGAUUGAGAUGCAAACAUUACAUCUUAAAAUGGAGAAAUUAAGUGGUGAAGUUGAAAGUGAAAGAAAUAAGAUAUCUGAUCUUAUUAGUAGAUUAAGAACAGUAAUCAAAACUAUGAAAAUUAACGGUGAACAAUUUUUGGGAAGUGAAAUGAAUAAUGCUUUGGAGAAUAUUUGUAGUAAGGAUGACUCAGAUUUGAUAACUGCCAUUGACUCUGUCUUCAUGGAAAGUUUUAAUGCCGCCAGAAAACAGGCUGAUGCAUUAAGAAAUGAACGUCAAAAACAGAUUAAUGAAUUAGAUAUAUUAAAAAAAGACAUUGAAGGAUUAAGAAAAGAUAGUUGUGAGAUUCCAUGUAAAGAUGAAGAAAAAGAAAUUCUUAUUAAAGAAAACAAAGAAAAUAAAGAAAAAAUUCUUCACUUUGAAAAUAAAAUAAGUCAACUAGAAGUUUUAGAAAAUAGUAAUAAAAUUAAUUUAAAAAAAAUAAAAGAUUUAGAAAAUGAAAAAAGAAGUAUAAAUUUAAAUCUAGAUAAUAUUACUUUAUUAAAUGACUCAUUAAAUUCAGAAAUUAAAACAUUAAGAAAACAAACACAAGCCUCUCAGGUAGAAAAAAAUGAGUAUAUGAAAAAAUUAAGAGAAGUUGAGGAUGCAUAUCAAAGUCUUGUUAAAGAUUAUGAUUGUAUAAAUAAUAUUUAUGGUAAUCUGGUAAAUGAUUAUAAUAUGAGGCGUUCUGAAAUUGAACAUUUAAAAUCUCAAUUAAAGAGUGACUCUGAAUUUUAUGAGUUACAGGCAAACAUGGAACAAUGCUUAAAGAAAAAUCGCAACUUAGAAGAAGAACUUUAUGAGGAACGUUCUAUUAAUGUUCAAAAUCAAAGGCAACUAGUGGCACAACAGAUUGAAGAUAACAAAAUAAGAAAAGAAUUAAUGGAUAUUAAAAAUAAAUUUAACUGUUUGAAAGAGGAACAUCAGGUUAUGAUGAAAAAUGAAUCUUUAAUGAUAAAAAGAAACACCUCAUUAGAUCAUAAAAUAGAUGAUAUGAAUAAUAUUCUUGUUAAAAAAGAUAAAGAACUUUUAGAGUUAAAAGAGGAAUACAAAAAGUUAAAAAAUAUUUAUGAAAGAGAAACAAGUAUGUUAAAUGAAUUAUGUAAUAAUCUUAAAAGAAAAAAUAAAGAGUUACUUCAAAUGAAUGUUAAUAAUAAGGAUACAUAUUAUACAAGAGAUCAAGGAUAUGAGGUAAGGAGACAACUUGAAAACUUUGGUAAUAUUAAAGAGAUGUUAGAAGAAAAAAUUUAUGAUCAAUAUAAAAAUCUUGAAAAAAAUUCUCAAACAUCUGUUCCUUUAGCUACAAGGAAAGUACAAAAACAGUUACUUAAUAUACUUCCUUCAUCUUCAUCAGAAGAUUGUGGAAGUAGUACCAAUUCAAAUGAAGAAACACUUAUCCCACCAUCAAUGAGUGCUAAAUUAACGAGUUUUCCUGACGGUCAGUUAAAUAAAAAUAUAAAUUGCCCCUCUUCCAUUUUUUAUUGUAGAUCAGAAACUCCAAUAUCUGAUAAUACUAAUUUUCAUCAUUAUGACAAGAGUAAUGAUGAUAGUUUAGAUGUUGGAAAUGAUUCUGGUGUUUAUCUACAUUCUCAUAGUGAUACUUCUUAUCAUUCAUAUUCAUCCUCUUCAUCAUCCACUCCUGAUCAAUUUAAGAUGUUGUCAGCACGGGACAAAUCAUCUAUUUUUAAGUUUGCACCAAAUCCACAGUCAUUGCAUGAGACUGAGGAUAUAAAUAGUAUUACUAAAAAUUCAAUUGCACCAAAUUUAAAUGAAUCAAAAAGUUAUAAAAAUAUUUCAAAAUCAUUAAAUGGUAAUUGUCAAAAUGUUGUACCAAAUUUAAUUAAAAAUAACAAUAAUUCUUAUAAUAAUUGUGGAAAUUUUAAUAAAAGUGAAUCUUGUACUGUUGAAGAUAUUACUUUUAUUGAAACAAAAAAAAAAUCUUUUGAAAGGCAAUCUUUGACAACAAGAUCAUUAAGAUAUUUAAAAUUACCUGUUGAAAGAUUUCCCACUAAAAAAGUUCCAGAUGUUAAAAAUUCUGUUGCAGUUAAUGGUGCAAAAGGAUUAGCAUGUUGUUUAAUUCCAAUGAGUAGAAAAGCCAUUAAAAAUGAUACUGAAAUUUAUAAACCAAUUAUAAAAGAACAAAAAUGUUUAUCUGAUAAAGUCAAUAUACCAAUAAAUGAUUCAAAUGAAAUUUGUAGUUCAAAUAUCUCAUCACUUAAUAUGGUAACUCGCCAUCGUCCAAACAGUUUAUAUGAAAAUGCAUGA